Molecule: messenger RNA, 1969 nt
Organism: Paramecium sonneborni
Lineage: Eukaryota; Ciliophora; Oligohymenophorea; Peniculida; Parameciidae
Source: the annotation of a GenBank genome assembly
AGUAACUAAAGGCUGAGGUUAACUUUUUGAUCAAAGAUAAAUUAAAAUGAAAAACAAUUCUGUCAAAUUUAAGCAAAAUGUGCCCAAGUCUUCAACAACCUCUGUCAUUUCUGAAUUUUCUUGUGAUGAAUCUCCAAUACCAAAUGCAUUUCAAUUUUAAAGUUUUACCCAUGCUUAAACUAUUUCAGCAAAACUCAACAAAAAUUCAGUCUAUAAUCAACAGAAUAUAAUUUUUAAUACACCAAGGAGUUUAGCAGUUCCUUUUAAAGAAAUUGUAAAGCAAUUAAAAUAAUUGAUUAUUAGGAGAAAGAUGAAGUGCUUUCUAAAACACCAAUUAAUAAGUAACAAUUAAAUGGAACAAAGUAAUUCAAUAAUGGAAAUGUGGAACCAAACACAUUUUCAGAAGCAUUGAUAAAAUAGUCAAAAUAUACUGAAGAGAGUUUAAAGAGAAUAUAAAAACUAGAGAAAUUUUUAGAGAAGACAAAAUCCAAAUAUUAAAAACCUUUUAGUAUUUUAUCUUCAGAUGAAUCACCAUCAAAACGAUUGGCUCCUAGUAACAUCAAAGGAUUUGCAUAAAAAAAUGAUGAAAUAGGUAAGCAAUUGGAUAAUAAGAUAAACAAAAAGCUUAAAUUAUUAAUGAAUGAUUUGAGAAUAAUACGAAAAGUAAAUAAUUAAUAAGAUGAUAGAAUAUCCAAUAUUUUUCAGCUUUUGAUGGAGCUUUUGCUUAAAGUAGAAAAGCAUAAAAUAAUUUCAUUUCUUUAAAAUAAGAGAAUGGAAUAAUAAUAAAUAAUGGAAAUCAUUUAACAAGAAUAGAAUUAAUACAUGAUACUUUUAAAAGUGAGAAGAUAUGUGAUAUUCAUGAGAGUGAUUCAAAGUUUAUAUCAUUUUGUAUAUGUGACAAAAAUAUUUUUGAUGAUAUGCUAAUUACUGGUUCUGAUAAAGGUAAUAUUAUGAGUUGGAACUUCUAUAAGAAUUAAGCUUAUCAUUAUUAUGGAUUGAAUAAUUAAAACAAUUGUAAUUUGUAGAAUCAUUCAUAACCAACAUUUAUAACAUAAUCUUUAAAAAAUAUAUAUGUAGGAACAAAAUAAAAUGUAAGUUGUUUAUUAUUGAUUUAAGGAAUUAUUGAUUCUCGAUGAAAGAAUGAACUAAAAAUUAUGUUUAUCUUUAACAAUAUAAAGUUAAUAAUAAAAUUAAAUUAGAGCAAAUUAAAUUUUAUCGCCACUUCUAACAAGAUAUGGAUCUACAAUAAUUGAAAGUCCUCGAAUAAAUCAAAUAGAUCCAAACUUGUUAAACGAAACUAAUUUCCUAUUAGACGAAGAGUAAGAUUCUAUAGAGAAUGAUUUAAAUCAAAAUUUUCAAAUUUUCAACUAAUAAUAAGAUUAAAGCAGAAAAGAUACUUAAGAAAUUAAAUAUAUUGAUGUUCAUGAUCAUAAUGUAAUAGUAACUAUGACAGAUGGAUUUAUUCAUUUAGAUAUGAGAAAUCCAACUGUAUCUCAAUUCAGUUUUUAAUAAAAUGGACAAUAGGCUUUAAAAGCCAUGUUUAGUCCUGGAAAUUCAAGCAAUGUUAUUUAUGCUAAAUAGAAUUCUAAUAAAUGCUUACUUUGGAAUGUUUAAAAAAAUGAAGUUUUGUUUCAUAAGGAAUUAUAAGAUAAUCCUAUUGAUAUGAUUGUUGCUUAAGAAACAAAAGAAAUUCUAUUUUUACAUCAUUAUCAAAAUGAUUCAAUUAUUAAAAUAUACAACAAUUCCUCUUCAAAAUUGAAAUAUUGCGAUGAGUUAGUGAUUCCAAGUUUUAAUAUAUAAAAGAUUCUACUGGAUCAUUAAUCUGAAAGUUUGUAUGGAAUAGGUCCUUACUCUUUGAGAACUUGGAAUUAUUUUCAAUAAAAAGAAAUUAAUUUAAUUCGCGAAGAGAUGCAACAUUAAUUAGAAUCACUUAUAUGAGUAAUGACUACUCUUAUUUAUUAAAUAUAUG